Ochlerotatus camptorhynchus is the source of this 2585-nucleotide messenger RNA. It is a transcript of the gene bor, whose product is annotated as ATPase family AAA domain containing bor. Bases 194 to 1975 code for a protein of 593 amino acids. Lineage: Eukaryota; Metazoa; Arthropoda; Insecta; Diptera; Culicidae. The transcript has 4 exons. Gene Ontology annotation, molecular function: ATP hydrolysis activity; zinc ion binding; ATP binding. Gene Ontology annotation, cellular component: mitochondrion. The record is from RefSeq and is a predicted model, not a curated record. Gene Ontology annotation, biological process: mitochondrion organization.
CGAGUGCAACAUCGUGUUCCUCGUGCGCUUUAUACUGUCGCGUAAUCGAGCUCUAAUCGGAACGUUCUUCCGCGGGUGCAUUGUUAUUUCAUCAUCCCGUAAUUCCGUACUUUUCCUAGACGAUUCGAUCGGUUGCGGCAGCAUUCAGUGCAGUUAUACGUCUUGUUCGGGAGGAAGCAGCAAUUGAUUGAAAAUGUCGUGGUUAUUCGGGUACAAGAGCCAAGUACCGCAGGCGCCGCCACCGGGAGGCGAAGGUGGUGCCCCGCAGGAUCCUAGCUCGGCAGGCCAAGCUGCUGGCGAUGUGAAUCUUUCCAAGGCAGAAAGAAAGGCUAUGGAAGCAUACCGGUUCGAUUCGUCGGCUCUGGAGCGUGCUGCGGAAGCUGCCCGAACGCUGGAACGAUCGAAACAUGCUCGUGAAGCACUGGAGUUGUCGAAGUUACAAGAAGCAACUAGACAGCAGGAAUUCAUGACCAAGGCCAAGGAAUAUGAGGCACACAUCGAAGCUUCCAAGGUGGAACACAAACGCGUAGAUCAUGAGGAGCGACGUAAGACACUGGCCGAAGAAACGAAGCACCAGCAGCAGCGAGCACAGUAUCAGGAUCAAUUGGCUAGGAAACGAUACGAAGAACAAUUGGCCCAGCAACAACGGGUCCAGGAUGAAAAUCUCCGAAAGCAGGAGGAAAGUGUUGCAAAGCAGGAAGCGAUGCGUAGGCAAACUAUUGAACACGAAAUGCAACUAAGGGAGAAGAAUAAGAUGAAGCUACUGGAGGCGGAAUUGAGAGCUAAGGCAAAAGUUGAUCGUGAGAAUCGUGAUUUGACUUUGGAACAGAUUCGUCUCAAAGCGGAAGAGAAUCGCAUCACUGUCAUGGAAGGAAUCAAAACAGCUGGUUCCGUGCUAGGACAAGGUGCGACCGCUUUGCUUACGGAUUGGAAUAAGGUGGUCACAACUGUCGGAGGGUUGUCGCUACUCGCUCUUGGAGUAUAUUCUGCCAAAGGUGCAACGGGUGUCACUGCUCGUUUCGUGGAGGCAAGAAUUGGUAAGCCUUCGUUGGUGAAUGAAACAUCCCGGUUCUCACUCUUGGAGGCCGUUCGUCAUCCAAUUAAGACAUUUAACCGCUUUAAGACUAAGCCAACAGAUGCUCUGCAAGGUGUCGUUCUUCAACCGAAGCUGGAAGAACGUCUGAGAGAUAUCGCCAUUGCAACCAAGAAUACGAAAACUAACAAUGGACUUUUCCGCAACAUCCUUUUCCAUGGCCCGCCCGGAACGGGAAAGACCAUGUUUGCCAAGAAGCUUGCUACCCAUUCGGGUAUGGAUUAUGCCAUCAUGACCGGUGGUGACGUGGGUCCAAUGGGACGCGAUGCCGUCACAGCCAUUCACAAAGUGUUCGAUUGGGCUAACACAAGUCGUCGUGGGCUGUUGCUCUUUAUCGACGAAGCGGAUGCCUUCUUGAGGAAACGAUCAUCCGAGCAGAUUUCCGAGGAACUGCGGUCGGCUUUGAAUGCUUUCCUCUACAGGACUGGUGAGCAGAAUCCACGUUUCAUGCUGGUCCUCGCGUCGAAUACACCGGAACAAUUCGAUUAUGCCAUCAACGAUCGUUUGGACGAGAUGGUUGAAUUCGUUUUGCCCGGAAUUGAGGAACGCGAGCGUUUGAUUCGGUUGUAUUUUGACAAAUUUGUGCUGCAACCGGCUUCCGAAGGAAAGAAACGUUUUAAGGUGGAGCAAUGGGACUACAGUGCCGUGUGUAGUCAAAUGGCUGAAUUGUGCAAAGGAAUGUCCGGUCGUGAGAUUUCAAAACUGGGCGUCUCAUGGCAGGCUGCAUGUUACGCCUCGGAACAAGGUGUACUCACCGAAAAGAUGGUUCUGGACCGAUGUGAAGCAGCCGUCAGACAGCAUAGGCAGAAGAUGGCGUGGUUAUCGGAGCACGAAAAACUAGAUCACAAAUCCGUUACUGGUGGAAAGGGUUUUAUAAUGUAACGAUAAGGUAAAUCACAGGUUCUUUUUCUCGGUAGAGUUUAAUUAUCGGAAUACUAGCUCCAGUAGUUCUUAGAGAUUGUUUUUCAAUUCAAUGAGCUGGUCUCAUUUUCCUCGGAAGUUGCCAAAAGUCACUCUUCUCAUAGCUGAGAUUGUUGUUGUAUUCAGCUUCGGAAGUGUGAUUUUAUGCACUCCCCCAAAAAAAAAGGAACAGCCGACCAGUUCUAUUGGAACGAGUUAUGUAUAUUAUUCAAAGUAAACAGAGACAUUGAAGCAAGAACCAGCGCUUUCAAGGUGAGACCGUUCAUCUCAGGGAAAUUUAUAUUAAACUUCUUCGAACGGUCAUGGCCAAACCUUGCGAGAAUUAUGAUCGCAGACGAAAUGAAACUUUUAAAUGCAUUUAGGCUACUCACGUGCAUUGUCCCAACUGGAAUGUGUUCAACGACGGCAGUUAACGCUUGCUUCUGCUCAAUAUUAUCAUUUUGUAACAGUUUUGAGCAAUUUAGAAACUAAUUUUCGUUUCAUGUGGGAUAACUUUUUGCUAGAAAAAUCUUGUUCUAUAGUUGCGGAGAUGUGAUUGAGUUGAAGAUCCAAAAAGUUAUAUAAAUUAAAG